This is a messenger RNA of Coccidioides posadasii C735 delta SOWgp, 1613 nucleotides long. RefSeq names its product Proteasome subunit alpha type-2 (gene PSA2). Lineage: Eukaryota; Fungi; Ascomycota; Eurotiomycetes; Onygenales; Onygenaceae. Gene Ontology annotation, cellular component: cytoplasm. Gene Ontology annotation, biological process: biosynthetic process. Gene Ontology annotation, molecular function: transferase activity. The record is from RefSeq and is a predicted model, not a curated record.
CCUUUACAGUUGAAAUCGCAUUGCGAAUUGGUCCCAAGCUGCCCUCAACCUUCCCUCCUUCUAUCGCGGUAAUUGAAGGCAAAAGAAAGAAAGAAAGAAAGAAAGAAAGAAAAGAAAAACCGGUCACCACUUUUUUCCGCCUCCAGAUCGACUUCCAUGCUGCAAGUUCCCCUUCGAGAGCGCAACACAGAUAUGGCUUCAACAACAAAAGCUGUCAUCUUGGUUGGAGGACCAUCCCGAGGAACCAGAUUUCGACCCCUCUCUCUCGACGUGCCAAAGCCCCUCUUCGAAGUUGCUGGCCACCCGAUCAUCUGGCAUGCUCUAAAGGCUGUGACCAAGAUUCCCGAUAUCCGCGAAGUUAUUCUGAUCGGAUAUUACGACGAGACUGUCUUCCGUGAUUUUAUCAAGGACUCUCUCAAGGAGUUCCCACAAUUCAAAAUUCAAUACUUGAGGGAAUACCGAGCAUUGGGUACUGCGGGUGGCCUCUACCACUUCCGUGAUGCGAUCCUCAAGGGCCGUCCAGAACGAUUCUUCGUCUUGAAUGCAGACGUUUGCUGCUCGUUCCCGUUGGUCGAAAUGCUCAAGUUGUUUGUAGAAAAGGAUGCUGAGGCGGUUAUCCUGGGUACUCGAGUCAGCAACGAGACGGCAACAAACUUUGGCUGCAUCGUCUCUGAUGCCCAUACAAAGCGUGUCCUGCAUUAUGUCGAGAAGCCUGAGUCUCAUAUCUCAAACUUGAUCAAUUGUGGUGUCUACCUAUUUGCCACGGAAUGCAUCUUUCCUUCAAUUAAAAGCGCGAUUAAGCGUCGCACCGCCCGGCCCCGCUUGUUCUCUUACCCAUCUUCUGAGCACCUGGAAUCCUCCUAUGGCGCCGAGCAGGAUGACGAGGGCGAGAAGAGCGAGGUCCUCCGUCUUGAGCAGGAUAUUCUUCCCGAUCUAGCAGACAGCAACCGUUUCUUCGUCCAUGAAACCAAAGAUUUCUGGCGUCAAAUCAAGACCGCCGGCUCCGCUGUACCAGCUAAUGCUCUCUACCUCCAAAAGGCUUUCCAGUCCGGAUCGGAGGAGCUAGCGGCCCCAUCAGCUACAAUUGUCCCACCAGUUUAUAUUCACCCCACUGCUACCGUCGAUCCAACCGCAAAACUCGGACCAAAUGUCUCCGUUGGUGCUCGUGCCGUGGUUGGAGCAGGUGCACGAAUUAAGGAAUCCAUUGUUCUUGAAGAUGCCGAAAUCAAACAUGAUGCGUGCGUUUUGUAUUCGAUCAUUGGAUGGAGCAGUCGAGUUGGGGCAUGGGCACGUGUUGAAGGCACACCCAUUCCAACUGGCAGCCAUUCCACCUCCAUUAUAAAAAAUGGGGUCAAGGUGCAGAGCAUUACAAUUCUUGGCAAGGAAUGCGGUGUUGGUGAUGAAGUCCGAGUGCAGAAUUGCGUCUGCCUUCCUUACAAAGAGCUGAAGCGGGACGUCGCCAAUGAAGUUAUUAUGUAAAAAGUUCGGAUUUCAAUAUCUGACCAAACUUAUUGAAUGAAGAGGGAGCAGGAUACCCAUAUAAUCCAUGGCUGAUUUAUAUACCACGUCAAUAACCAUUUACGUAGUACUAAGACCCAUUAUGAAUCUUAAGC